UCCCCCUCCUCGCGCUUCCCUUUAAGACAUGUCACUUUCCCUUUCGUUCCGCCUGAUACAAAGUAGCGGGGGGCGGAACGUUGGGCACAGCUGGGGGAGCAGCGAGUGGCGCCCGCGGGCGGCGGUCCCGGCAGCCUGGCUGAGCUCUGAGCCGCCUGCCCCGGGCUGGGCCAUGGAGGCCGAGCAGCAGCCCGACAGCCUGGAGGGCUGGGUGGCUAUCCGGGAGAACGCGUUCGCCGAGCCCGAGCCCCACAAGCUGCGCUUCCUUGUGGGCUGGAACGAGAUCGAGAGCAAGUUCGCCGUGACCUGCCGAGGCGGCCGGCCCGGCAGCCGGAGGAGAUGGCGAAGAGACGCGCAGCAGAGCUGGGCUGGCCUGUUCUCGGCGCAGGCCCUGCUGGGCGUACACCGGCAGCUGGCGGCGCUGAGCGAGCGGCUGGAGCCCUGCUUCCCCCAGCUGCCCCCCGUGCUGCCCGGCCAGAGCAGCGGCAGCCUGUGGGCGCUUCUCUUCCCCAGCGGGCCGGUGCUGGAGGAGGCCGAGCUGGAGGCCCUGUGUCGCGGGCUGGAGCGCUACCUGGGCUGGGCGCUGGAGCUGUGCGGCCGCAGGGUGGUGCUGGACUCGCUCUUCGCCCAGGACCAGCAGCAGGAGGCCGAGUACUUCGAGAACCUGCACGAGUUCCGCAGGAAGGCCCUGAAGGGGCAGCUGGUGGGGUCAAAAGAGGCCCUGCGGAGGGUUCUACAGAAGCAUAAAAAUGCUCACACAAUGGUGGCUUUAAUGAAAGUUUAUGAAGAAGAAGAUGAAGCUUAUCAGGAAUUAGUUACCUUGGCAACACAAUUCUACCAAUAUUUACUGCAGCCGUUUAGAGAUAUGCGAGAAUUGGCAACAUUAUACAGACUGGAAAUCCUGAAAUCUUUACAGAUGGAUAGGCUGGGCCCUAAAAGAAUAGAAGCCUUGCAGAAAGAGGCUGAAGAUUGGACUAAGCAGGCCGAAGAAGCGGUGUGCUCCAUUCAGGACAUCACUGUGAGCUACUUCAAAGAAACUGUAACAGCUCUGGCAGCAAUGCACAAACAAAUGGAACAAGAUCAGAAAAGGUUUGGCCAAACCACCUGGGCAUCGGCUUCUCCAAGACUAGAAAACCUGAAGUAUAUGUUAGCUAAAGAGACUCUUCAGCACAUGAGAGCGCGGGAACUAUGCCUGAAUCACAAGAGAGCUGACAUCCGGAAAAAUAUGGAAAACCUAGAUGAACAAGAGGAGAAUGUAGCUCUAGUAGAGAAGCUGGAAAUUGAGUAUUAUGAAACCCAAUUGGAAUUGUAUGAUGUUCAGUUUGAGAUACUUAAACAUGAAGAAAUGCUGCUUAUUACACAGUUGGAAACUUUAAGGAGACAGAUAAAAGAGAAACAGGAUGAAGUUGUUUACUAUGAUACCUGUGAAAAUCCCGAGGAGCUCCACGUCAUUGAGCAGGCAGUGGGACAACAUUGUACCUCCUCAUCAGAAAUCACUAAGCUGAGGCUGAAGACUCAGCACCUGGAGGCUAAACGUGGGACUAUCUGUGCGAGACGAGCCUACCUCAGGAACAAAAAAGAUCAGUGUGAAGAGAGCCACCAGUUUAGACUACAGCAGGCACAGGAAAGCAUAAACCGCAUCCAUCAGCAUCACAGCAUCCAGCUAAAAAGAGACAAGAGGAAAGAGGAGGAGAAGAAGAAAAAAGCGUGGAUAAGCCAGGAACGCCAGAAAACACUGGAGAGGCUGAAAACAUUCAAAGAGAAGUGUCCAGCUGAGUUUGUGCUGAAGACAUCUCGGUCGCAGCCUCGCAGCCCCAAGCAGCCACAGGCCACUUCCCGUCAGACUCUAGCAUUGUCCCCUCAGCCUGUAUCAAGAACGAGUUCAUCCCAUAAGCAGCUGAAAAGCACUCGGCUGGCACAAGCCAGAGGUUUAAAAGCAGAAUGUGGGAAUACCCCAGCAGACAUCCCUGUCCAGAUUUUUGUCCCUGCUGGUGACCCCAAGCAACAAAAGCACAGCGAGGGGCUGAUUUUACCACCACCACCACCUCCACCUCCACCUCCUCCGCCGCCGCCGCCGCCAGUCUGCCAGCCUCUGCCCUUAAAGACACCAGUGACAACCAAAGAUCAGCUGCUUUCCCUCAACAGUGAAAGUGCUGCAAAACAGAGACUAGAUGACUCAUCCAAACGAUCUGUGAAUAAUUAUACAGGAUCCAUGGACGAAGUUUUGGCUUCUUUAAAACGUGGUGAAAUUCUUCUUCGUAAAGUUGAACAGCCCAGUUUGCCACCUUCGAAUGCCUCUAUAAAUGACAGCAUCCUCUCUGCUAUAAGGCAAGGAGUUAAGCUAAAGAAAGUGACUCAAGAUCCCAAGAAAGAUAUUAGUAAAGGAUCCGACAGCGAACUGGAGAGAAGCAUAAAGGCAGCCAUCCAGAGAAUUAAAAAAGUGUCUGCUGAUUCUGAAGAGGAUGAAAAUAGUGAUCACAAUAAUGGAGAAUGGGAUAGUUAAUUGAUCUAGACCCAGAGAUAUAUUGGCUGGAACACUGUUUUUGCCAGUUUGCACACUUUGGGAGCUGAGUUCAGUCUUUGGAGAAAUGAACGAGUGCACGUCUAUGGGAGAACCAAUCCCAUGAUAGUUCAAAAACUCCUGUAUAUUAUUUUAAACUGUCCUGUUGAUUCUUUGCAGAGGUUAAGUAUUUGAGAUACAGGCAAAGCAUAGUUUAAAAUAUAUUCUUACGAGGUGAAAAGAGAUUCCAGCUCACCCAGACUGACUCAGAGCUCUUCAGUGUAGCUGCCGCAAAAGUGGGCUAUAAGUUCAUCGGGGUUAGCCCCAGUGGGCUGCUGGCACUUUAUUUACCUGCAUGUCCACAGAUAUGGCUACAUGGAGCGACAAGCAGCUGUACCUGUGUACCUGCCGACAUGCAGGUAAAUCAAGAGUCAGCAUCCUGCCAGGGGCUAACUCCUGUGAAUCAUGUGCAGCCCAUGGGCUGCUUAUUACCCACCCCUGAGCUACAGGAAGCUAAAUCCAGGAACACAAUCUCCAAAUUACUUUGUGGUGCUGACUUCUGUAUCGUUAAUGAGAGAGCUACCACCAACUUUUAUAGUAAUAAAAAUCAACAGAAAAUCUGUUUCAGACUUAAAAAAUAAUCCUGGCAUUAAAAAAGCAAAAUCAAAUCCUGAGAGAGCUUUUUAAAGGAGUUUGAAAUCCUUUACAUUGCUAUUUCCAGAGACUGUUUUCCUUGAACUCUGUACUGCCCAUAAUACAAAUUACUCUCAACAUUUGUGAAUAAGGGCUUUGCUACUCAUUAGUAAAUAAAUUACCAUGACAUUGUAAGGCCUGCACUGUGGAUGAACUCAGUACUCAUGAAGAGAAAUAUUGUAUAUUGAAAUAAGCACUACUGUAUUAAAGUCCUGAAAGUUUGUUUCAGAUAUGAGCAGGGAAACUAAUGGGCUUUCCAACUUACAUGGAUUGUGAUUUUUUUAAUAUUUAAAGUGUUUUCAAGUACAGUGUCUUUAUUAACACCACCAGCAGUCAUAGUGAAUUGUUGGCAUAGGAGAGGAUGCCAAAAUAUUUUAUGUUCUGCAUUUUCUGGGAUCCAGAAGUGCUGGAUAGAGUGCUGUUACACUUCUAUGUGGGGAAAAUGAGAUUUCAUAUCUGUGCUCAUAAUUUUAUAAUAGCCCAGACAGCCUUAUAAUAUGUGACAAGUAUUUACAUUAUGCCUGGAACCCAACUAUUAAAGUAUACAAUUAAACUGUAUUUAUAGAUCUUAUUUUAUCUUUUCUUGAAUUGAGUGAUACAUAUAAAUGAAUCUCUAUUUUGUUCUUUGAGUUUAUAUU
Pelodiscus sinensis (Chinese soft-shelled turtle) is the source of this 3831-nucleotide messenger RNA. It is a transcript of the gene WHAMM, whose product is annotated as WASP homolog associated with actin, golgi membranes and microtubules. NCBI's taxonomy places the organism in Eukaryota, Metazoa, Chordata, Testudines, Trionychidae. Gene Ontology annotation, cellular component: cytoplasm; endoplasmic reticulum-Golgi intermediate compartment membrane. Gene Ontology annotation, molecular function: Arp2/3 complex binding; actin binding. Gene Ontology annotation, biological process: Arp2/3 complex-mediated actin nucleation; endoplasmic reticulum to Golgi vesicle-mediated transport. The record is from RefSeq and is a predicted model, not a curated record.